ACUGCAUGGAAGAAGUCUAUGUAGAGCUUUAUGGGAUUAUUACAAGAUAUCUGGACAUAUUGAAGGCUGUGAAAUACUUAGUGAAGAGGAUAUGUUGAAUCAAGGAGAACCUGAGAAAAUAUUAGAGAUCAGUGAGUUCUCAAUGCUUAGACUCAAUGAUAUUGCGGAGCAAAGAAAGCUGUAUUCCUCUUUCGACGAUAUAAUGUACCCUGACACUGAUCAUUCCGAUUGUGAAGAAAAAGAAAAUAACGAUCAGAAUAUGCGGAUACUGAGACGAAGGGAGUCUCCUCCUACAGACAGCUUUCCAACUGACAGUGAUGAUUUAAUUGCUAGAGACAUAGAAGAGUUCGAAAGACAAAAACAUCAUUUAAAAUCAAACUUGAAGGAAUCUGCGUUUUCUUUUACUCAGUUUUUAGAAAACUAUAAUUCCUCCUCGGCAAUGUCGUCUUCAUCAAGUACCUGGCCCAGCUCGGAGCUGGCUGUAGUAGGGCAUGGCAUGGUCCGACAUAGAACAGGUGUAGAGGAUGGACCUCCAUCAAAACCUCUCUCUAGACUUUCAUCUCUUGGAAGUUUGUUAGAGUUUAGUUCAUAUAGUUCCAAUGCCACUUGUAAUCAAGGUUUCAUUGUGAACCCUCUUCAUCCAACUCCUAACCAGGACUUGUCCAUCUAUAGAGGAUCCAGGGAGGUUAGACUAGUGGGUGGUGGAGGAAUAGUAGCAGCAGAUAGUAAGAAAGGAUUGAGUGCUCCCUACUCCCACUGCUUAAGUCGACCAAGCAGUUCCGGGUUUUCAGAUUCAUCUUUUCAGAAUAUACAACCAAGGGCACAUGAGGUUGGAAAAAUGAAUGAUGAAUCAAAACCUGGUCCUGUCUCAUACCUAGUUCUAGAACUCAAUAAUCAUCAGGAGGCUGUGAAUAAAUAUUUAUCUGGAAGAAAAAGUGACCAACUAAUGCAGAGACAAAAGUCUGGACGAAGAAUUGGAAAGAUAAAACUGUAAAAACUAUUUUUGAAAUAAACUUGUAGACAUCUA
Molecule: messenger RNA, 1027 nt
Organism: Eurytemora carolleeae
Lineage: Eukaryota; Metazoa; Arthropoda; Copepoda; Calanoida; Temoridae
Exons: 14
Coding region: 92-994 (300 amino acids)
Source: RefSeq, a predicted model, not a curated record